Molecule: messenger RNA, 1968 nt
Organism: Penicillium daleae
Lineage: Eukaryota; Fungi; Ascomycota; Eurotiomycetes; Eurotiales; Aspergillaceae
Product: Zn(II)2Cys6 transcription factor
Exons: 4
Coding region: 1-1968 (655 amino acids)
Biological process (GO): positive regulation of transcription by RNA polymerase II
Cellular component (GO): nucleus
Molecular function (GO): transcription cis-regulatory region binding; zinc ion binding; DNA-binding transcription factor activity, RNA polymerase II-specific
Source: RefSeq, a predicted model, not a curated record
AUGAGCUCGAUAGCGAAAACAACCACAAAGCGUGCCCCACGCGCACGACAGGCCCGGUUGAAGUCUGUGACAUUUACCGGGUGCUGGACCUGCAGGUCUCGUAAGGUGAAGUGCGAUGAACGGCAAGAGAACGGCUGCGCUGCCUGCGAAAAAGCAGGUGUGGAGUGUGAGGGCUAUCAAGUCAAGUUGUGCUGGGUGACUACAAAGGAUCAGAAUCCUCAUGGCUUUCAACGCCGAAAGAUUAGACUUGGUCAGUCUGCACGCAGUCCUCACACCUCACCUUCCAUUCCUGAUGAAGAAAUAAAUCAAAUGUUAUCCCAUCUGGACACAGUCUCUCCAUGCCUAGAUACCAUCACAGUAGGGCCUUUCUCGAUAUUUCACUCACAGCCUGCUGAAAUCGACGCCGACCACUCAGAAGAAUUUCUUUCAGAUUUGAGAUUUACAGUCAAUUCAAGAAGUGUCGAAGAAGAAAAUAUCCAUAGUGCCCUGAGUGGUCUUUGGAGUAGCAAUGAAGAUGAUAUGCUCAUUGAUGAAGCAGCCUUUCCUCAGGAGACUUCAGCGUCAAUCAUCAACCCCAUGCUCGAUGAUGCCCUCACAGGCAACAAUAAUAUAACUCUGGACCAGAUCCAACAGGAAUCAAAAUAUUGGGAAAGAUCCACUUCUCUAGUCAUCGCUGGUUUGAACCGUACCUGCGAAACCCCAGCAAAUAAGAUACAUUUCUGUCUCACAAGAUCCCUCUCACCUCAGAUGGAUAUUAGGGGAUCCUUAUUCCCAGACACGAACAUAUCUAUGCUCAUGUAUCAUUACACGAAGCAUGUUGCUGAGCUUCUGCAACCAGUUCUUCAUCCAGGAAAUCCAUGGAGAACCACAUACUUCCAAUUCGCUUUGCAAGGCUGCCCUGAUUUUGCUUUCAACGAGUCUCCGGGCCCGGCAUUCAAAGUCUCAACCGCGAUCUUUCAUAGCGUUCUAUCUUCAGCUGCGUUUCACCUCCGGAAUGUGACGGGAGGUUCUGCAAAAUUUCACAAGCUCGGCCUUCGACACCGGGCGAAAUCACUCCAGGCUUUGAAUUCUGCCAUUCUCGAUCCCUGGGAUUCCAAGCUGUACACAGCAUACCUAACGGCAAUGCUCUCUUUGGUUACAAUUGAUACGAUUACAGGAGAAGACUCGGACUUUCCAAUUCACUUGAAUGGCUGUCGGCAAUUGACGAGUUCUGCUCAAAUGGACAUCGAUGAUCCAAGCAAUCAAGUGCGUAGCAUUUGCCAUGUUCUGACACUCCUUGCACGAACGACUUCAUCUAAGCUUCUCGUUCCGCCCCGAAAACCCGCAAAUCAAUUCGACGAAGCACCUUACUUCCACGUGGAAGACACGAGUAUCGAAUAUAUUUAUGGAAUAACCCCAACCCUUGGUAAUUUGCUACAAAGGACCUGCUAUUUGGCCGAAUGCAUCUCAACCUAUCGAGGAUGCGAUAUACCCAUCGAAUUCUUUGAAGCAUGCGAGACUUUGAAAGUCGAUAUACUUACCUGGGAGAUUUGUUCAGAGCAAUUUCAACUGAUGGGAUCUGGUAAUACAAUGAGCGAAAUAGCCCGUUGCCAAGCCCGCGCAUUUCACAGUGCUGUCUUGAUUUAUUUCUAUCGGACCGUUCUGAACGAAGAUCCCAAAAGUUUAGACGACGAGGUCCGCUUUAUCUUAAAUAACCUCACCGAUGCUGAAGAUCUCAAGGAUCGGUAUAUGGGAGGGGACAAGAGAACGGCACCCAUGUCUUGGCCCGCCUUCAUUGCAUCCUGUGAAGCACUUGAUCGACAACCAUGGGUAGAAUGGUGGACACGAAUACAAGAGUACAAAAUCGGCAACUUCAGGAGGCAGUGGAUGGUUGUUCAGGAGCUUUGGGAUAUCAUGGACAGGGACGAAAAUGUCAACACCUGGAAGGAUGCCCUUGAAAAGUCGGGGAUUCUAGUCCUACCAAUUUGA